AUGUUCCCAGACGCAAUUGCGGUCAAGGCUAUUAUUACCCAGAGAAACACAUGGAUCCGUUGCCUCGCCUCAGAGACGAAGCAGACCACUGCGGACAAGCCUGAAGCUGUGGAGAACGUCCUUGCCAAAGCCAAGGAAGGCGGUCCGCGGUAUCCCCGAAGUAUACAAGCCCUCUACCUCCAGCCACUUCGACGCGAGGCCGAGUACGGCAUCCCCUCAUGCGAUCUUCAGCUGCGCUCAUACAGUUUGAGGAACCUCGAGUUCUUCGCCGACUUUGCCCUCCGUGCAGCAUACUACCUCAAGCUUCCGGCCUUCGGCCCUGUGCCGCUCCCCCGAAUUACCGAGCGAUGGACAGUCCCCCGGAGUAGUUUUAUCUUCAAGAAGUCACAGGAGAAUUUUGAGCGUGUCACAGUCCGUCGCCUCAUCCAGAUCCGCGACGGAAACCCGGAGACGGUGCAGUUGUGGCUGGCGUUUCUACAGAAACACGCGUACUACGGCAUCGGCAUGAAGGCCAAUGUGUGGGACUUUGACAAGCUGGGCAUCGGCAAGACCAUGGAUACUACGGACCAAGGUACAGCCAAGGCUAUCGAGUCCAAGUGGAGCCACCUGGGCCAGAACCGGGACCUUGAUACAGUUGAAAAGGUUGAAGAGUUCUUGGCCAAGGUGAGAUUCGAUACCGACAGCGGCAAGCGGGCUGAAGGCGAGCGGCGGUUCGUUGAGGGGCAGUACAAGCGGGAGGAGGCGCUCAGGAGAAGGGCGACAGCCGCAGAGACCGAGUCUUCCUGA
Messenger RNA from Colletotrichum spaethianum, 786 nucleotides. Its product is annotated as 37S ribosomal protein S10, mitochondrial. Gene Ontology annotation, molecular function: structural constituent of ribosome. NCBI's taxonomy places the organism in Eukaryota, Fungi, Ascomycota, Sordariomycetes, Glomerellales, Glomerellaceae. Gene Ontology annotation, cellular component: mitochondrion; ribosome; small ribosomal subunit. The transcript is spliced from 4 exons. The coding region runs from base 1 to 786 and encodes 261 amino acids. Gene Ontology annotation, biological process: translation. The record is from RefSeq and is a predicted model, not a curated record.